CUGGGCUGGGGUCAGUCUAGCGAGUAAGUGCGCGUAAGGAAGACAUACCGUUACGGAGCUCACAAACAUCCCGCGAGAACUAAAUUUCCCAUAGCUCUUUAUCGUGUGCCUGAGACGCCCUCGCAGCCACCACCAACACCAUGUCUAGUCUACCCGAAGGCGCGCCCGCACCCCGUCUCUGCAUCAUCACCAAGUGGCCGGACUUCGAAGGCUAUGGGUUCAACUUGCACGCCGAAAAGUCAAAACCCGGUCAGUACAUCGGGAAGGUGGACGCCAACUCCCCCGCCGAGGCUGCUGGGCUCAAGGAGGACGACAGGAUCAUCGAAGUGAACGGCGCCAACAUCGCUAACGAGAACCACAAGCAGGUGGUGCAGAGGAUCAAGGCCGUGCCCAACGAGACGCGCCUGCUGGUGGUGGACCCGCCGACGGACAAGUACUACAAGGGCAAGAACAUCGUGGUGCGCGGGAGUCAGGAGAACGUGAUCGUGGGAAACUCCUCACGCGACCAGAAGAGAUCCGCCACGCCCGAGCCCUCAAGCCAGCUCGCCGCCGCUGUCUCCAACGGGCACCACGAUGAGGCCGACAACCGCUCCGUCAGCUCGGCCGCGUCCUCGUCAGCGACCAGCGAGGUUUCCACUCAGCCUCAGCACGCGGCCGCCCUCGACGAGCCCGAUAAGGAUAUGGACACCACAGUGGAAGACGCCAGUACACCCGCGACAAUGGAGGACGCAAGAAGCCGCUCACCGUCUCCUCCUCCCGCUGAGAAACCUAAGGAAGCCGAGGAAGCCGUGAAGCCCUCAGAUAGCGAUGUGGCCCCUCAAGACGACGGGGCAUCGCUCAGCGGCAGCGACAAAGACUCUGAAAAGGAUGUGAGCGCUGCGGCGGAGGAUUCGAUGCCUGAGAACACUAACAAAUCCCAUGACGAAGAACCUAUUGAGGAAUCUAAGCCUAUCCCCACUGAGGCUGAGAAACCCGUAGAAGAAGAGGAGAAGAAGGAAGAGAAGGAGAAGGAUGAAGAGAAGGAGAAGGAGGAAGAGAAAGAGAAGGAGGAAGAGAAAGAGAAGGAGGAAGAGAAGGAGAAAAUUGAGGAGAAGGAAGAACCAAGCGUGGAGGCUCCUUCUGCGCCAUCGGAACAGGAGUCAGACCUCGAGGCGGAGUAUGACAACGUGGAGAUCGAUGCCGGGCGUGCCGCUGGGGCCGCCACGCACGCCGCCGUCACCACCACCACCUCUGAAACACGCCGUCUUUCCUCCUCUUCCGGCGACUCUCACUCUUCACGCGGCUCCGACACGGCCGCCACUACUGACCCUCACACACAGAGUCCCAUGAGCACUUCGCCCACGCCGCCGCCCUCGCUGGAGCCCGCCCCUGCCGCUGAGCCAACCCGCAACUCACCCUCGCCCAAGCCCUCCGCCACCACCACCACCACCACGACCAAAAAUGCCAACAACGCCAGCCCUAAGCCCCGACCCGCGUCCAAUAACAACAACGCUUAUAACUCGAGCGGCCUGAACCUGAACAUGUCAGCGGCGGAGAUGCGCGCCAAGCUAGCCAGCAAAAAGAAGGCGGACCCGCGGAGAGAAUCAGUCGACCUCAAGAAGAAGUACGAGAUCAUCCAGAACAUGUGAGGCGGCGGGCGUGACUAGGACAGGACGAGGAAGGUUGUUGACGCGGCCUUUUUCUUGCAGCCUAAACCUUCCUUACGCGGGGACCUUCCUGAUGGAGUCGCCGCCGCCGCCGCCGCCGCUGUCGACACCACCUCCAACACCUUCCUUACCUACGUUGUUAUUGUUGAUGAUGGGUCUUUUUCCACACUUAAUCUGUCCCUUUUUUUCCCUUCCUGUGAUUGCUGCAGAUUUGUACAUGUGGUGUAGACUAGUACAUAAUCCCUGUAUAUAUUAGUGAAAUGUAUAAUUGAUGUUAGAGUAAUUAUUAUACGCAUUGUUGGUGCGUGUCUGCAGGUGCGCCCGAAGCCCCCAUUCACUAGUUAGCUGCACAGGGCUCGGCCGCAGACAAGCACUCGGGGAGGAAGCAAACGAGCCAUUUAUUCUUUGUGAUUCGAUGAGGGAUGUUCUUUGUCACGUGAUCGAGAGCUAGGUGUUCCUUGUUUACCGCCAAUCCAAGCUCCAGGCGUCCGCGGAGGUUGUAAUGUAGAUUCCUGGCCCACGAUGAGAGACUUGAUAAUGACUGAAGUGUGAGUGUGUUAAGUUGAAGGGUUGUAGGCUCAGCAAGUGCUUCCCCCAUCACUAUAGGAGGAAAAUGAGGUGGUUCAGCUUUCCCUCAACUACGAAUGCGACUUGUAAUAUGAACGAAUGUAGUUAGACUUUAAUGAUUAUACUGGGGGUAGUUAACAAGUGCCUCGUUCAUCACCAUAGGAAGAAAAUGAGGUGGUUUAACUUUCCCUCAACUACGAAUGGGACUUGUAAUAUGAACGAAUGGUAGUUAGACUUUAAUGAUCAUACUGGGGGUAGUUAACAAGUGCCUCGUUCAUCACCAUAGGAAGAAAAUGAGGUGGUUCAGCUUUUCCCUCAACUACGAAUGGGACUUGUAAUAUGAACGAAUGGUAGACUUUAAUGAUUAUAUUGGGGUAGUUUACACUGUUCUGUUCGUACCUAUUUUUCUCUCAUCUACGAAUGCACUGUGUAAUAUGAACGGAUGAUGGCUGGAAUUCAAUAUCUAUACUAUGAGUCACUUAGAUUAUCCCCCUCCAGUCUGAGGUUGCAAUGUUGUGAUGCGAGUAAAGUUACCACUCUUUACUUAUAAGGGUCCCAGCAUAUUUUUCGACAUAUAUAUUGACUGUCAGAAGCUCCCUUACGCGCAUUCACAUCUUGCAUUCCUUCAAAGACCCACGAUAAACCUUACAUUCCCUUAGCAUUCCUUACAACGAGGCACCUAACUAAACAGUCAUAUAUUUCUGUAUUUAAAGGCAGCGAAAGACGAACACAAAUACACAUCUUGCAUUCAUCCUAAGACUCACGAGAAACCUAAUAUUCCCUUUGCAUUCCUUACAACGAGGCACCUAACUGAACAACCAUAUAGCUACUGUGUUUAAAGGCAGCGAAAGACGAACACAAAUACACAUCUUGCAUUCAUCCUAAGUCCCACGAGAAACCUUACAUUCCCUUAGCAUUCCUUACAACGAGGCACCUAACUAAACAAUCAUAUAUCUACUGUGUUUAAAGGCAGCGAAAGACGAACACAAAUACACAUCUUGCAUUCAUCCUAAGACUCACGAGAAACCUAAUAUUCCCUUUGCAUUCCUUGUGAGAUGAGGCACCUAACCAAACAAUUAUACGUCUAUGUGAACUUCUAUAUUAAGAAACAAAAGAGGAACACUAACAGGGCCUCGUACAGGUGUGACAAUCAAUAUAUCACGUUACCUUUGCAUUCCUUACGACACGAAACACCUAACCAACCAAUUAUAUGUGAAUUUCUGUAUUAAGAAAAAAAAACACGAAUAGGGCCUCGUACAGGUGUGAAAAUCAAUAUAUAACGUUACUUUUGCAUUCGUAACGAGACGAAACACCUCACCAAACAAUUCUACGUCUAUGUGAACUUCUGUAUAACGAACCAAACGAGGAACACACCAAUACAGAAUCCAAUCACCUCUUUGGAUGCUCACAGUAACUCCCAUUCCUUGAUUAACUAAACCCUCAACGUCCCUCCACACACACUUAUAACCCAUAUAGGAAUGUCUGUCUGUCUGUAUGUAUGUUACUACGUACUACCAUUGCGAUGAUAAGUGCGGCCCAGCGUUGUGCUUCACGGUGCAUUCCAUUAAGUCUUUGUGCAUUGUGAUACGUGACCAGUAUAAUAUUCAAUAAAUUGUAAGCAUUCUGA
Messenger RNA from Eriocheir sinensis (Chinese mitten crab), 3840 nucleotides. RefSeq lists its product as uncharacterized. Gene Ontology annotation, cellular component: apical plasma membrane. The record is from RefSeq and is a predicted model, not a curated record. The coding region runs from base 141 to 1628 and encodes 495 amino acids. The transcript is spliced from 5 exons. Gene Ontology annotation, molecular function: protein-membrane adaptor activity; protein binding. Gene Ontology annotation, biological process: protein localization to plasma membrane. NCBI's taxonomy places the organism in Eukaryota, Metazoa, Arthropoda, Malacostraca, Decapoda, Varunidae.